Molecule: messenger RNA, 1772 nt
Organism: Schizosaccharomyces japonicus yFS275
Lineage: Eukaryota; Fungi; Ascomycota; Schizosaccharomycetes; Schizosaccharomycetales; Schizosaccharomycetaceae
Exons: 1
Molecular function (GO): metal ion binding
Source: RefSeq, a predicted model, not a curated record
AAGCCCGUGUGCCCGUACUUUGUCAAGGGAAACUGCAAGUUCGGCGCCAAGUGCGCGCUGCUGCAUCCAAAGGCCAAGAAGACCAGCAGCGGUGCGGCCGGCAACAGCGGCAGCGGCGGCAAUGCCAGCAGCUCGAACGCCGGCUCCACGCCCAGCAGCAGUGCCGUUGCCAGCCGGUCCAGUUCCUCUGCGGUGAGCCGCUCCAGUUCGACCGCCCGCCGUGCUGCCAGCACGCAUUCCAGUAGUUCUAGCGUCAGUAGCGUAAACGUGGGCAUCGCUCUCAGUGUCCGCGGUCGCCCGGUGAAGACGAUCAAGGUGAAGACGGCGGCGGCAGCAGCAGCAGCAGACGGUAGUGCUGAGAAGAGCGGGUCGACGACGACAACGGUGUCGACAACGGCGUCGAGUGCUAACGUUAAUGUCAAUGGCAAUGGCACCGUCAAUGUCAAUGUCCCUCCUGCCGCUGCAGCUGCAGCUGCGCCCGUCAUCGCCCCGGCUCUCUCCGUUUCACCUCCUACGACGCCUGUCAAGACCACAGCGUCUGCUGUUGCAGCAGACGCUGUGGAUGAUGCUCCAUUUACGCCCUCUGCUGGUCCCGGUGCAACCGCCGCCGCAGCCCUUCAGUCUACCCCCCUCGUCCGUUCCCCCGCCAGUUUCUGCGUCAAAGAAGACGACUUCAUCUUUCCCCCCGACGAGGAGAUCACCUUCUCCGACUCAGACGAGCAGCCCUCGUUCUUCUCUUCCGGCCAGCCCGCCCUCGACUACUUUGCCUCGUCCAUUGACACAUCGACGCUCAGUAACAGCUACAUGGCUACGACUCCCACCCUCGUCCGGCCCUUCUCCCGCUUCACGCCCACGCUCGCCAGUCCCUGCACCUCUCUCAUGCUCUCCGAACAGCCCUUCUCGCCUCCUCCCUUCAAACUCUCUUCCUGGACCGUCGGCAACGAUGCUCCCGUCGACGUCUGCGAAGAAGAGUAUCUCCCCAGCAGUCUGCAAGACCUGCUCACAACCGAGGAGCGCACCCGUCGUGAGCUCUGUCGUCGCAAGCAUUCCCUCAACACCCCGUGUCUCUUUUGCGCUUCGAAUCCAAAUCUGAUGUCGCGAAAGUCGCUGGGACUGGGGUGUCCUCAUGCGAGACCGUUUAUGCGUGGGUUGUAAGGUAGCGAGUGGGCGACGAGGUAGGGAAUGAAUGCUGAGAGUGAAGUCUGUUUCUUUUUUUCUCUUUCUCAGUCUCAGUCUCUCUCUCACUCCCUCCCUCUCACUCUCCCCCUUUGGUAAAAAUGUUCCUGCUGUGUGUAAAGUCAAGCGUCGACGUGAGCCGACAUUGGGACAGUAAAAUCUCUUGGAUGUGUGUGGACGACGACAUACUCUUUCUCUCUCUCUCUCUCUCUCUCUCAUCAUGACUUGUUUCUGCUACUCACUGUUCUUUGCUGUUCUAUCCACUGCAUCACUUUUUUAUUACUACUACUACUACUACUACUACUGCCCACUGCAUCCGCCGUCCUUGCUUGCGCAGAAAUGAUGGCACGCAGAAACCAUUUCCUGCCCAUCCCCCUCUUAAAACAAAAUCACGGAGCGGCCCUUGUCCGUCUCCCCUAUUUAUAUGCCAAGGCAUUGUCCAACCUUUUUGUCUUCUUGGACUUUUCAUUGAAAACAUGAUGAUUGUUAUGUCAUCGAACCUAUAUUAUAAACAAACAUUGCUAAUUUUGUGGACUUAAUUAUUAUUAUUAUUUUAUUAAAACUUUUUUUUUAUUAAUAUAUUCAUUAUUCAUCAA